Hemibagrus wyckioides is the source of this 6944-nucleotide messenger RNA. RefSeq names its product zinc finger protein 271-like. Bases 356 to 3184 code for a protein of 942 amino acids. Gene Ontology annotation, biological process: regulation of transcription by RNA polymerase II. Gene Ontology annotation, molecular function: histone methyltransferase activity; RNA polymerase II cis-regulatory region sequence-specific DNA binding; DNA-binding transcription factor activity, RNA polymerase II-specific. NCBI's taxonomy places the organism in Eukaryota, Metazoa, Chordata, Actinopteri, Siluriformes, Bagridae. The transcript has 8 exons. The record is from RefSeq and is a predicted model, not a curated record.
GCGUUAUAGUUCAGACCGUCAUCCGAGGAAGAAGACGAGGCUCUGCAGUUUUUCCCUAUAGGAGAGCUGAGCUUUCUAAUCCAUUUACUCAUCUUUAUUUAUUUUUCUUAUAAAUCUCCGUGACAGGGUUUCUACAGGGAGAAUGUCACGGCGUUGAGUUGAGAGUAAUCUCUGGUUAUGGUCGCUGUGUUUCAGGAACUUGUCUCUGCUUUAGAGAGGAAGGUGAGUUCAAUAAAAGCCUGAGAGCUGGAUCUCACAUCCCGGGUGGAUUAAGAGUGCUGUAGGAGAGGUAAAGAGGAGAAAAUGGCGUAUGAAGUGCGCUGGAUUUAUCUCAUCAUAACGAGUAUUUCCUAAAAUGGAAGCAGCAGAGGGCAGACCAGGCUCUCCUGGUCACACACAGUUUUGCAAAGACCUGCAGACAGAUGGUUCAAAAGAAGAUAUAUCAGGCUCCACCAUGGAGGAACAGAACGAAGGAUUGCUGAAGAUUAUAAAAGUGGAAAAAUCUGAAGAUGAAGGUUACCUCGGUCAAGGGACAUCCAGCUCUUUGGGGCAUGACAUCACUGAAGACCAACAGACGAAACAUGUUAAAGAAGAGCCUGAAAAUGAUGAUGAAUAUCUCUACUGUGAGGAUUGCAAGUCCUUCUACAUCAACAAGUGUGAGUUUCAUGGUCCAGCUGUUUUCAUUCCUGAUACCCCUGUUCCACUGGGGGUCACCGAUCGAGCCAGACUAACCCUUCCUCCUGGUCUGGAAGUUCGACAGUCUGAUAUUUCCUGUGCGGGCUUGGGCGUGUUUAAUAAGGGAGAUACUGUUCCAGUUGGUGUGUAUUUCGGGCCAUAUGAGGGUGAGCUGGUGGACAGAAAGGAAGCCAUGAACAGUGGCUACUCCUGGGUGAUUUACAGGAGCAGGCAGUGUAACGAAUAUAUAGAUGCCAAGAAGGAGAUCCAUGCUAACUGGAUGAGGUAUGUAAAUUGUGCUCGUAAAGGUGAAGAGCAGAAUCUUGUGGUGUUCCAGUACAGAGGAGGGAUUCACUACCGUUGCUGUCAGCCCAUCAAAUCAGGACAGGAGCUCUUGGUGUGGUAUGGAGAGGAGUACCCCAGAGAUCACGACCUUGAAUUCAACUGCCUCUGGAAUAAAAAGUCCUCCAUACAUGAACUGAAAGAUGGCCUGGCGCAAGUCUUCUCCUGUUCCUGGUGUCACCUUUCAUAUACGUCCCAAAUUUAUCUCCAGAAACACAUCCGAAGAAGCCACUGUAAGGAGGAUUUAAUAGAUUUUCCCACUCCAAUUCAGAAAACACUUUCUGGCUCUCUUCAAGAUCAAGAAGAAGCCCAUCACUGUCCAGACUGCGGGAAGAGUUUUACUCAGCCGGGUGAUUUCCAAACGCACCAGUGCUCCAACACGGAGGAAAACCUGUGUAAUAGCUCAUGGUGUGGAGAGAGUUUGACUCACCAGAAUGAUCACCAGCACAUUCCUGUAGGAGAAAAAAAUCUCCAUCAGUGCUCUGGCUGUGAGAAGAGUUUUGCUUUCCUUAGCACCUUACAAAUUCACCAGCUCCUUCACACUGGAGAGAAGCCGUAUCCUUGCUCACAGUGUGGCAAGAGGUUUAGACGACAGAGCAAUCUCCAAACACACCAGCGCAUUCACACGGGAGUCAAGCCCUAUCACUGUUCGCAGUGUAAGAAGAGUUUCAGACGGAAAAGCCAUCUGAAAACCCACCAGCGCGUUCACACUGGAGAGAAGCCGUAUCGCUGCUCGCAGUGCGGCAAGAGUUUCGCACACCAGAGUUCCCUCCAGACGCACCCCUGCGUCCACGAAAGAGAAAAGCCGUAUCGGUGCGCACAGUGUGGGAAGAGUUUUACUCAACAGAAUCAUCUCGAGGCACACGAGCGCAUCCACACUGGAGAAAAGCCGUACCGCUGUUUACAGUGUGGGAAGAGUUUUACCCGACAAAGUAAUCUCCAAGCACACAAGCGUAUUCACACCGGAGAAAAGCCGUACCAUUGCUCACAGUGCGGCAAGAGAUUUACCCGACAGGGGAACCUCCAGGCACACCAGCGCAUUCACACGGGAGACAAGCCGUAUCGCUGCUCGCAGUGUGGGAAGAGUUUUACCCGACAAAAUCAUCUCCAAACUCACCAGCUCAUCCACACCGGAGACAAGCUCUAUCAGUGCUCGGAAUGUGGGAAGAGUUUUACUUUUCAGCGCAGCCUCGAAAUACACCAGCGCACUCACACGGAAGAGAAGCCCUUUCGAUGCUUACAGUGCGGGAAGAGUUUCGCUCACCAGAGCAAUCUCUUACGGCACCAACACAUUCACACGGGAGAGAAGCCCUUUCAUUGCUCGGAGUGCGGCAAGAGUUUCACCUACCAGAGUAACUUACAGAUACACCAGCGCAUUCACACAGGAGAGAAGCCAUAUCACUGCUCGCAGUGCGGGAAGAGUUUUGCUCACCAUUGUGCUUUCCACGUGCACCAGCGUCUUCACACGGGGGAAAAGCCUUUCCAUUGCUUACAAUGUGGAAAGAAUUUUACUCAUCAGAGUCACCUCCGACAGCAUCAGCUCAUCCACACGGGAGAGAAGCCCUACUGCUGCUCACAGUGCGGGAAGAGUUUCAGACGCCAGAGUAACCUGCAUAUACACCAGCGCAUUCACACGGAGGAGAAGCCGCACUGCUGCCCGGAGUGCGGGAAACGCUUUACCCGAAAGAGCACCCUAAAAACGCACCGGCGCACUCACGGUGGCGAGAAGAUUUACAUCUGCUUACAGUGCGGGAAGAGCUUUCCUUAUGAGAGUCAUCUCCAAGUACACAAGCGCAUCCAUACUGGAGAGAAGCCCUAUCACUGCUCGCAGUGCGGGAAGAGCUUCGCUCACCAGAGUCAUCUCCAAGCUCACCAGCGCAUUCACGCCCAAGAGAAACCGCAUCAGUGCUUGCAGUGCGGCAAGAGCUUUAGCCGGAAAGGUACUCUGCAGCUACACCAGCGCAUUCACACGGGAGAAAAGCCCUUUCACUGCUCACAGUGCAGAAAGAGUUUCAGACGACAGAGCCAUCUGCAGAUACACCAGCGCAUUCACACGGGAGAGAAGCCGUAUCACUGCUUGCAGUGUGGGAGGAGAUUCCCACAUUCAAGUACACUCAAGACGCACAAGUGUGUGAACGUGGAGCCGUCAGUAACUGUGGUCGUGUGAACACCAGAUAACUUCCUGAGGUGGAGAAUAUCACCUGGGUUCCUGCGUGUGGGCUCGCAUAUCAAGAUCUUCACAAAGUGUUCUCCUUCACCGUUCUCUCCAUAGAACCUUUUGUCCACGCUUCUUCUGAAUCUGCAGUAGGUCUAAAACAGAGAGAACCCAAACAUUUAUCUCUUACUUGUAGAACCCCGGUUACUAGCAUUAUAUCUCACCUUUCCAAACCUCCAUGUAUGGAGAAUAUUACCUAGAUAAUAACACUGUUCAUGUCUUCAGAACCUGGCUAACUGUCUGAAAGGUGUGAGAGGUCAUGUGUAACAUGUAGAAGAACAUCCAGGCACUUUGUAAAGUGGAAUUUUUCCAUAAGGGCUGGAUAUUUGGUCAGCCUUUAGGCCUUAUCACCUCUAUCCAGUUCCUCAAGGUGCGUACUGUGUAAUAACAAGGAACACUAUGCAGUCUCAUCCUCUGUGUUCACUGUAAGGUCAAUCGAUUGGUUAACAAACUUAGAGAAUGUAGCACGGUCAGUUUCAGUGUUAGGGAGCUGGUCUCUGAGAUCGCCAUUAGACCAAGACCCUGGAUGCUCUUUCAUGAGCCAGUUAUUACAACUAUAAUGUAUGAUGCCUCUGAUUAUCAGAGCUUGACACGGAUGUUUAGGGUCUGGUCCACUGGGGCAGCCAAGUGCCUGCUCUGGACCUGAGAGUGGGUUUCUGUCUGUUUUAGAGUCCAACAUGUGGUCAGUGAACCGUAGAAAUGGGCUGGGACAACAUGAAGAUGUGACAUGGCAGGUUCUCUGUGGCUGAUUCCACAUUUCUGAAACCUAUACUUGUCAGAAGGCCCAAUGAGCAACAUGACAGGUUUCGAAGGGUUGAUUUGUUCCUGCGCCAAGGCUGUGCUACCCGUUUUAAAGGUGAUGAUGCACUUUGCACAAUAGUUGCACUAGCAGCUAGUCAAAAGGUCUCUGCUGCAGCCACGAAGCUGAGACCUCAUUGGUUGAAUGGAAUUGGAAUGAAAUCCAAGCAGUUAGACUCCAUCAAUCGUAGGUAUACUAGGUGUAUCAAACCUCCAUGGCAUGCACAGUGGUGAAGAGUGUGGUAUGAUGAGAGAGGACCAUGUGACCAUGCUAGCAGUACAUAUUCACAGGCCUGUGGGUCGAACCGUAGACAGAGUGAUGAAGGAAACCCCACCUGUGACACUUUAUAGAGUAGUGCGGUGAAUCGAACGAUCUUAGCACGUUAAAGAGGAAACCCAGCUCAAGCUAGCAGGCAAGUUGAUGAUGGAAGAUGAUAGGAGUCUAUAAAAAGCUCUACAAAGCAGAAGCACAGAAAUACACCCUACUGCUGGUGAAUUAUUGUAAAUACGAUGACCAGCAUCUUAGAAGAAACACAUAUUAGCCUUCGCAAUCCCUGCUUAUUAGCUUUCAUGCUAAAUGCAAUGUCCAAAUUGGCAGAAAAUUGGGUGAAAAUGUUAUACUUUUAAGUGAAUUAAUAUUUUAAUAAUAGAAAAUGGAAUAAUAAUUAAAUAAUACCACAUAACUAUUUUAAUUACGAACAUAUUUGAAUAUAUUUCAUCCUUAAUAUUGGCAUAGUUAAAUGACUGAAAAAUGACAAAACCUUAUUAUUUUUGAAUAAAUUAUUUUUAAACUAAGACACAUUUUUAAUCCCAAAGAUUUUAACAGCAUUGCAGUAUACUAAAGAUGGCUAUUGUGUUGGCCUGGCCUGGAGAGGCCAAAAAAAAAGGAGUUUGCAGGAGUUCUAGAUACGCUGUCAGUAAAAACAAGGCUGUUCAUUGUACUGGAGUUACAGUAUGUGUACAAACCGCUCUUGUUAAAAUGCAGUGAAACAUAUUCAUAGAGUAAACUGAAGAGAAUGACCGGUAGUGUUGUUCUUCUGGAGCUGUAGCCACUCUAAAGCAGCAACAAUCAGCACUGAAAUCGGUUUCAUCCAUCACUUCCUGGACACAAAGUCCAGAUAUAAACCGGACACAGCAGAACCUCAGCCUCAUGUACUUAUACAGAAACACUACUUCCUGAGUGCUCCUGUGUUUAAACUUGACUCUAAGAUGAAUUAAACCCUCAUAAUUCAGUUUAUACACACAUACACCAGAUCAGGUAUAACAUUAUGACCACUGUCAGGUGAAGUUAAUAAGACUGAUGAUCUCCUCAUCAUGGCACCUGUUAGUGGGUGGGAUAUAUUAGGCAGCAAGUCAACAUUUUGUCUUCAAAGUUGAUGUUAGAAGCAGGAAAAAUGGACAAGCGUAAGGAUUUGAGUGAGUUUGACCGAAAGGGCCAAAUUGUGAUGGCUAGACCACUGGAUCAGAACAUCUCCAAAACUGCAGCUCUUGUGGGGUGUUCCCGGUCUGCAGUGGUCAGUAUCUAUCAAAAGUGGUCCAAGGAAGGAACAGUGGUGAACCGGAGACAGGGUCAUGGCCAGUCAAGGCUCAUUGAUGCACGUGGGGAGAGAAGGCUGACCCAUGAUCUGAUCCAACAGACGAGCUACUGUUGAUCAAAUUGCUGAAGAAGUUAAUGCUGGUUCUGAUAGAAAGGGGUCAGAAUACACAGUGCAGGACAGGUCAGGGCUGUUUUGACAGGACCAACACAAUAGCAGGCAGGUGGUCAUAAUGUUAUGCCUGAUUGGGGAGGAAUCGCUUUCGACCAAUCAGAGCUAUUCAUUGCUUCAUACACGUAUAGGAAAAGUCUCACUGUUUUGUAGGACAACCUCCAGCACAAUUUUCCAACUUGCACACACACACUCACUGUGACCUACAGAUGUCAGUAUUUUACUUCUAUUCAGAGGAACACACUCGGCUUUGUGUGCUGCGCUGCCAUAAUGCUAGCUCAAUUAAAGAGUUUCUGUGUAAGCUGUGUGUCUGGUUUUCUUCUUCCAGCUUAAUAGUGUGUGUGUGUGUGUGUGUUAAUUGUAUUUUGUCGUGUGUGAGAGACGCUGUUCUUUAGUCUGUAUCGUGUGUGUGCUUAGUUUGCUUUGUAUAUAUUUUUUUGCAAUGUUUGCUGUUGAGAAUUAAAAGAUGCGUCAUAUUUUUUUACACCAUGUUAUUUUUUUGGCUCCAAUGACAUUUUCCAGGCGAAAUCACUCGGGGAGAUCGACCCAUGCUUAAUUUUCCUCAAGGGAAACUCCAGUAUGAACAGCACAGUUGUGUAUCUUCCACCAUCUUCCUUCCCCUGAGGACCACACCUCCUGAAGUUUGAGGGUGUGAUUGGGACAGAAAUCGUUUGUUUAUCUUUAACACUAUUUUCUCCCUAUUUACUCCCCCCCCCCACACACUCACACUUUUUUUUGCACCAGUGGUCAUUUUCAGAGUGUACCCUUUUGUUUUUACAGCAGCAGCAGGGACGAGUGUAUUUAAUACAGCAGCACAAAAUCACCACAUGGUGGCACUGAUUUACCCAGCCAUCCUACUGCGUCAAAAAAAUUAGGAACACAAUAAAAGUCUACAUUUACAGAAACAUUGUUUCAUAUAUUGUAUAUUAAUGUAUUCAUCAUGCCAAGCUUUGCAUAAAAUUGUAUACAAAAAAUCCGUUUAAGCAGCGAAGAUGCUGUAACCUUGGAAGAGAAAUCAUCAUUACAAUAGCCUUCCCUUCCCCCCAAACAGACGGAUAUAUAUUUGUGUCCAAUUGAAACCACUGCUUCUGAUACAGUUACCAUAGUGAUCAGGGCAGAAAAUAAUACUUUCCUUUCAGUAUCGUCGAGCGUGUGUUUAACUGAGAGUGACAGGGACUCGACAUUCCCGCAUGUCUUUAAUGAUGUUG